Ruditapes philippinarum (Manila clam) is the source of this 1776-nucleotide messenger RNA. RefSeq names its product zinc finger BED domain-containing protein 4-like. The record is from RefSeq and is a predicted model, not a curated record. The coding region runs from base 580 to 1776 and encodes 398 amino acids. Gene Ontology annotation, molecular function: DNA binding. The transcript has a single exon. Lineage: Eukaryota; Metazoa; Mollusca; Bivalvia; Venerida; Veneridae.
GGAUGGCAACGAGUACUCGGUUAACCGAGUACUCGAUCGAACGUCCGAAUAUCGGUUAACAAAACUGAUAUUCGAUUACUCGGAAAAAAAAAUAAAAUUUCUAUUUAUUUUAGAUUUAAUGAGAUUGGUGUCCAGUUAGUUCAGAAAUUCGGAGAUAUACCUGUAUCUUCAUAAAUACCUGUAAAAUAAAAUAAAAACAUCCUUGAAGAGGUGCGAAAAUUAUAUCGUAAACAUAACGAGUGAUCAACAGUUUGACACGCGCAUGGGAUUGAACACCUGUGUCGCUUACAUCAUUCGGCCUCUUAUGAUAUUUAAUGACCUUUAAUUGUGUAACAGUUUGUAGCCAAAACUUGUUUUAAGGUAACCGUUUUGAAAACAGUAAAGGGCCGGAUUGUUAUUAUGAAUGUUAGAUUAAAGGUUGUAAUUAGACGCAAUUAUACGUUGUUUUUCUUUACUCAAUAAAGGAGAGUAACUCCCUUUUCUUCUUUAAGCAUAUAAAUCCAGAAAUAUCAUUAACUUUUUAUAUCUUGAUAAAGUUUUUGCUUAGAAUAAGAUAUUAAAAUUUCCAUAAGAGUCAAAAUGCCGCCUGCAAAAUCUAAUGCCUGGAAAUAUUUCAAACGCUGUGCUGAUAGCAAGACUGUUAAAUGUACAUUAUGUAGCUGUGAAAUGACGUAUACUGGUGGUACUACAAACAUGCUAAAUCAUUUACGCUUAAAGCAUCCUUCUGAAAACAAAAUCUCUGACACACAAAAACAACACUCAAUGGACAUAUUUGUGAACACGAAAAAUAAAAUAACUGAAACGCAAAGUGAAAAAAUCACGCAGGCUAUAGCAAACAUGAUUGUAAAGGACUAUAUACCUUUAAGUAUAGUAGAAAGUGAAGGAUUUCUUAAUCUGAUGCAGAUAGUAGUGCCAGAGUACAAAGUGCCGAGUAGAAACACAGUAAAAUCGCGUAUUGAGAAGAGAUACGAUGACGAAAGAGAGUCUCUUGUCAAAAACCUAGAAAGUGUUCAAUCAGUUUCGCUCACCACUGAUACAUGGACAUCUAAUGCUACUGACAGUUACAUGACUAUUACUGAACAUCAUCUUACUGAUGACUGGGUGAUGGAAUCUAACGUGUUGAUGACUCGCGAAAUGCAAGAGAGACACACUGGUGAAAAUCUCGCAAAUAAACUGAAGGAUUGUGUAUCUGAGUUCGGAUUAGAAAACAAAAUUGGGUCAAUUGUACAUGAUAACGCGAGAAAUAUGCAAAGUGCUAGUGAAAAGUGCGAGGAUUGGGGUGAUGUAGGCUGCUUUGGACAUACGCUUCAGUUGUGCGUAAAACCCGCACUUGAAUUACCAAAUGUAAGCAAAAUAGUGGCUAAAAGUAGAAAACUCGUUGGACACUUUAAACAUUCCACGACCUUAACAGCAGAAAUGAGAAAUAGACAGAAAGUGUUCAAAGUACCUGAACAUGAACUUAUUCAAGAUGUGCCAACGAGAUGGAACUCAACGCAUCUCAUGUUAGAAAGACUGUGUGAACAAAAACGUGUUAUCACGGAUAUUAUGUUAGACGAUAAGUUCACUAAGAAAAGUGAUAGCAAUUUGUUACUCAAAGAUCACGAGUGGGAUAAUAUUUUGGAUCUCAAAGACGUGUUGAAGGACUUUACCGCGGUAACCACUUACAUUUCAACCGAGACAAAUGUCUCUUGUUCUCAGAUUUAUCCAAUCGUUUGUGGACUUAUGAAUACCAGUGUGAAAGUAAUAAAUCAAAUAGUAGAAUACCUAAAAUACUGA